UCGUAAUUCGACAUGGUGUUCGUGGUGAUUGUGUUUGUGUUGUUACACUUCACUGUAAAGCAGGUGGCGGCAGAAGAGGUCCAGUGCCCCGGUGUGUGUCAAUGUCAAAAUGAGACAGUGGCCUUAUGUCGAGAUCGGAAAAUUUCUUCAAUUAAUAUUGCAAGAGAAGGACGUUUAGGAAGUGUUGUAAAGGCGCUUGACUUCUCUGGAAACAAACUGUGUUCGUUAUCUGAUAAAAUGUUCUCCGUCUGCGACGUCUUGCUUUUGCAGUAUCUUAACCUAUCUAGUAACCAUAUUACAUACAUAGGGAAAUUUUCAUUCACUGGACUUACAGAACUUGAGGACCUGGAUCUGUCGAGAAAUAACAUAUCUUCAAUUGACGGAGAGGCAUUUUAUGCUAAUUUGAAACUUUCAAUUGUGCGGCUCGCGAAUAACCGAUUGACUGAAAUAAACGAAACCGUUUUCAGCCCACUGAUCCGUCUUAAGUAUUUGGAUUUGUCGAAUAAUAAGAUAUCUUCAAUUCAAAAGGAAAUGUUUCACAGCAAUACAGAUCUUGAGUGGUUGAGCUUGACCAACAACAGUUUAACUGCAAUUGAUCCCUCGACCUUCCAGCAACAGAGCAACCUUACGUAUCUAGAUCUGUCAGGGAACAAGAUUACGCAAAUUAAAAGAGGAAUGUUUUAUAACAACAUGGAACUUGAAUCACUGCUCUUAGGUGACAAUAAAAUUUCCGAACUUCACCCAUCGGCAUUUCAUGCAGAUUGUGGGCUUUCUUACUUAGAUGUUUCAGGAAACCUAAUAGAGAAACUUGAGAAUUUAACAUUUUAUAGGUUGAAAUUUCUGUCCAUUUCAAGAAAUAAAUUGCAACGCCUUCACUCACGAAGCUUUUGUAACUGCAGUGAACUACGUAAUCUGUCCCUGUCUGACAACGACAUUUCCGAAAUUAAUGAUGAAGCAUUUUAUGGUCUCUGGCAGCUGGAAUACUUAGAUUUGUCUAGUAACAAUAUUAAGAACAUCAGCCUAUCUAUUUUCCAGGGUAUGGUAUUGCAGAUGGAAGGAAACAUGACUAAAAGCGACUCUAUGUCCAACCUUACCUAUUUGAAACUAUCUAAGAAUAAAAUACAUUAUUUUCCUUUUAAAGAAUAUCUUUCUUUAACCGACUCAUGUCAUACUUCCACGAAAUUAUGUAAAUUGGACUUGAACGGAAACUGUUUAUCAGUUUUAGAUGAUGAAUCAGUGAAUGUUCUGGGGAAUUCGACAGUCCUGACAGAGCUUUCAGACAAUCCAUGGUCUUGUAAUUGUUCAGAAGAUUCCUCAGAGAGAGUCUAUAGAAUGUUAAGUGGUAACAGGACAUUAAAGUGUGCGACUCCAGAAUACUCGAAAGGGAAGAGUUGCAGUGGCGUGAAGCAUACUUGUCUUAGCACCACUUCUACACCGGGAACUGAUAGUUCUGUUGAGACUGAAGCGGAUGAAAAUUUGGAAGAAAAUGAAGACGAAAAUCCAAAACUUUUAACAAACCCUGAAUCGGAAACAUUCCCAACAAAAAUUCUACUAUUUGUAAUUUAUGUAAUCUCAAUGCUUGUAGCAAUUGUUAUAGUCCUCGUUAUUUCCCGCGCUGUUGGUAAGCCUGAACCGGACGAGUAUUGGUGGGAGGAUAAAUUAGCGAAACGGAAUUAUUAUUGACAACUGUGUUCAGUUAAUUGUAUUUUGUUUUGCUGCAAAGCUUCUGUUUGUGGAUUACGAGGUGUUGCAAUAUAAUAAUUGAUGUGGUGCUUUUGCACAGGAAGUGUCAACCCUGGUAGUCUUUUCAGAUUGGUUCGCAUGUCUAGCCAAUUUAGAAGUUGUAUUU
Messenger RNA from Cryptotermes secundus, 1849 nucleotides. RefSeq names its product leucine-rich repeat-containing protein 70. The record is from RefSeq and is a predicted model, not a curated record. NCBI's taxonomy places the organism in Eukaryota, Metazoa, Arthropoda, Insecta, Blattodea, Kalotermitidae. Gene Ontology annotation, molecular function: protein binding. The transcript has a single exon. The coding region runs from base 13 to 1683 and encodes 556 amino acids.